This is a messenger RNA of Eimeria mitis, 2109 nucleotides long. Its product is annotated as Reverse transcriptase, related. NCBI's taxonomy places the organism in Eukaryota, Apicomplexa, Conoidasida, Eucoccidiorida, Eimeriidae. Gene Ontology annotation, molecular function: aspartic-type endopeptidase activity. Gene Ontology annotation, biological process: proteolysis. The transcript is spliced from 4 exons. The record is from RefSeq and is a predicted model, not a curated record. The coding region runs from base 1 to 2109 and encodes 702 amino acids.
AUGGACAUUGAAAGCCCACCGAGAGAAAUUGCGGGGCAUUUCCCCGAACCGCGGAGGACAAGAUCCCAACGGGAGAGCGGGCCAACCGUGAGCAGGAAGGGCUCGACCUCAGCUAGGAACCAGGACCUGGAUGCUGAAGGGACCAGUGACCCUGAGAAAACCCCUUCCAAGUGGGAAAUUGAGUUAUUGAUGUUGCUUCGCCAGAUGGCAGACGAAAGCCGAGCCAACUCCCAGAAAGAGGGCUCUAAUCGAAGGGGAAUCGCGGCGACCGAAGAUGGAACCAACAUGCGUGCCUUCCUUUGCAUUAUAGAACAGGAAAUCCGAGAACUGACGAUACUAGAUGAACAGUGGGGACUCGAAUUAAGGAAAUACUUGACGGGCAAGGCCAUGGCGCAUUGGGAGCUCAUGCAACGCUCGGGGACGGAAAUCUCUGAUUGGCAACACCCAGGCCUAGUCAUUAAGGGAGACGAACGCGCUAGGCCAGAGCAACUCACAGGUGGCAACGGAGGCCAGGCCGCAACUGGGCAAAUUGCCAUCACAGUCUCCCCGAACCGGGGGCUGCAUGGGACAAGGAGCGAUGUCAUGUUGAGGACAGAAGAGGAACGGAAAGGGAACGGACAGGGAAAGGGUGAUUCCCGCCCACUGAGGCGUGUGCGGCUACUAAGCGGUGGCACGGUACGCGGUAACGGGGUACGCGAUAACGGGGGCGAGGUGAACGGAAGGGAAGGAAGCGUGGUACGGGAUAACGGGGGCGAGGUGAACGAAAGGGGAGGAACGGCUUUCGGCGGGACAGGGAAUGGCGUGAACGAGUGCACGGGAGGCCAUGAAAAUACGAUGGACGGAGGAUCGAUACAUGGAGGUGCGUCGAUUGACGCAAGAGAGCAAAGGCGAGAGGAACGGAGUGCACCGGCCGACGGAGAGGGCAAGAGGGAGGAGAACCCAACGAGCUGUGGCGACGAGGGGACAACGAUGAUACCAGGUUGGUUAUUGUGGCAAGAAGGAGAUGCUGCAGAACGCACACCAGAAUACCAUGGAUCCCUUUGUAGUGUCGGCAAGACGGCGGUAUUGCAACUCGAAAUCGUGGGCCAUAAGUGUGAAGGACUACUGGAUACGGGGGCGUCCAGGAGCUUUAUCCGCCUGAAUAUUGUGGAACGGCUGGGCUUGAGGGUGCGCAUCCUGCAGGAGGCGCACUCCUUCACAGCAGCCAACGGUGAAGUCAUACUCAUCGAUUGGGGGGUACCAAGGUUGUCGAUGCUCUGCGGAGGAGAGUACUUCACAGGGGAUUUCCUGGUAGGGCCAAUACCAGAGGGCGAGCCGACUGUGGGCACUCAGACAGACACGGAACCAAUCAAGACCGCGGCGGACCAUGCCCAUGACGAUUUGGCUAAGCAAGUUGCUAGAAUGUCAGCGGAGGAGGCGGCAGCUCUUCUUCGUCCCCCCACCAAACGAUAUAAAUCCAAGCAUCGUGCUGGUGAUAGGGUGAAAAUAAAGGAUAUCCUACGGGAGGCGCGGGGAGACACAGCAGCUUUAAAGCGGGCUAUAGAGGGAUUACACUGCGUAGUCGCUUUACCGGCAGCAAAACCUGAUUGUGUCGUUCAGGUACCCAUAGAGCGUCAGGGUCCUCUUCUGUGUGCGAUUGUAGAACACCAGAAAGUAACACACUUUGAGCCAGGCGCUCCGCCAACCAAGCCUAUAGAUACGGCGCCGCCGACAUCUGAGGAUAUAGACGACUCACCAUGGCCUACAGCUAAGCUGCAAUAUACGGAAUUCGAUGCAUGGUCUAAUGCUCCGGAGGCCCUUCGUUUGCCUACACAGAUUCUUACCGUUCUGAAACAACAUCGACUCCUGUUCCCCGAUAGUCUGCCUGAUGGAUUGCCACCCAAGAGACCUUAUGAUCAUCGAAUUCUUCUUUUACCCGGCAGAUUACCGACGCGCGCGCCGAUAUACAAGAUGCCGCCUGACCAGCUGGCUUAUCACACCAAGGAGAUAGCACAUUUAACUGCCAAGGGAUGGAUUGGGCGUACUUACUCUCCGAUUUGCGCUCCUACGAUAAUGGUCGACAAACGAGAUGAUGGAAGAUGCGAACGGUCGUCAAUUACCAAGUGCUAA